Vitis vinifera (wine grape) is the source of this 2523-nucleotide messenger RNA. RefSeq lists its product as uncharacterized. The record is from RefSeq and is a predicted model, not a curated record. The transcript is spliced from 8 exons. NCBI's taxonomy places the organism in Eukaryota, Viridiplantae, Streptophyta, Magnoliopsida, Vitales, Vitaceae. Gene Ontology annotation, molecular function: protein binding. Bases 124 to 2409 code for a protein of 761 amino acids.
CUCUCUAUAUAUAUAUAUAUAUAUGGUGGCCAGUGUAACACUUCUUCAUCUAUCUUGUAGACGUGCUUACUAGUAAGGAUUGUUGUUCAUUUGUUGUAGGAGGAGAAGGAGUUGAGUUAAUUAAUGGAAGCUGAAGUGGGAGAUAAUUGGGAGGAGUGGGAGAAGAAAAAACAAGAUUUGUUGAAAUUUUGCAUGGAAGGCAACUGGGGAAUGGUUGUAGAUAUGUAUGACAAAUAUCCAAGCCUUCAAAAUGCCAAGCUUAGUACAUCAGGGGAGACAGCAUUGCAUAUAGCUGUCUGGGAAAGCGCAGAAGAUAUAGUUCACAGGCUAGUUGAAUUGAUUGAUAAACAGAGCGAGAGGAGAUGGCAAACACCAAGCGCUCUAUGGAUACCAAACCAUCGAGGGAAUACGCCACUCCAUCUAGCAGCAUUGAUUGGAAAUGUUGGCAUGUGCAUGUGCAUUGCUGGAAAGAAUGAAGAGCUCCUGGACCUUCGCAACAAGGCAGGGGAAACUCCUCUCUUCUUGGCUGCUCUUCGUGGUAAAAAGGACGCUUUCCUUUACCUCCAUCAGAUAUGCGGCGCAGAGAGACAGUAUGAGUACCAUCGAAGGCAUAGAGAUGGCCAAACCAUUCUUCAUGUUGCCAUCAUUGGCGAAUACUUUGAUUUGGCAUAUGAAAUAAUUUGCAAGUAUGAUGACCGACUUAUCUAUGCUGUCAACGAGAAAGGGUGCACUCCACUCCAUCUCCUGGCCAGUCAACCAGAUGUAUUCAGAAGUGGUUCUCGCCUAGGCGGAUUCCUCAGCAGAAUUAUUUAUCACUGUUUACCUGUGGAAAAACUCAAGGAAACACCCCCUGAUUACACUUUCCAGCCAACUUGUACAGACAUGCAUGCACAUUUAUCUCCAGUGAACAAGACACGUAUCAAUUUUUUUCAACCAUUGUUGAAACUGGUGCAGAACAUGAUUAAAAGAUCAGGUUUACAUGUGGAGAAACCGAUGAAUGAACCGGUACCUGUCGGCAAUUCCUUGCCAACUUUCAAAGGAAAAAUGAAGCCUGAGAAAUAUCCAGCGAACUACAAGACAUGUAUCAAUUUUGUUCAACCAUUGCUGAAAAUGCUGCACAACAUGAUCAAAAGACCAGGGAAACCAUCAAGCAAUGUUGAAGCUGAAGAAGGACGUCCUCUACUUUUCCCCCCAAAUUAUCACACAAGUAUCAUGAUCAUCAAAACUAUAUGGAGAGCAAUGCUGGUCAUCCUUGAUUUAAUAGGAUUAAUAGACAUACAAAAGUUACAAGAAAAGAAAGAGAAGAACAUAUGGUCUGUUCAGAUCAUGGACCUUAUGCUUCUUAAAUCUUCUCACCGUAACUAUUAUAGCAGUUUUAGUGGAUGUCAUCCAGGGCUAAUGAAAGAUUUUCCUGAUAGUUACGAGCCAGAGAAUACAGAUUGGUACACUGCGAUUUUGAAAGAAGAAUUGAGCUCGAAACAGCCUAUCCAAGGAACGGAGGCACCGAUACUACUUGCAGCGAAGAAUGGUAUAACUAAAAUGGUUGAGCGAAUCCUAGAUGUUUUCCCCAUGGCCAUUCUGGACAGGGACUCAGACGGCAAGAACAUAGUGCUUUUGGCAGUCGAAAAUAGGCAAACCAAACUGUACGAGCAAUUAGUCCAGAAUAUCCUUUUUAAUGAAAGUGCAUUUCGUGCUGUUGAUAAUAAAGGGAACAGUGCCUUGCAUCUUGCUGCAAGAAUAGGUGAUUUUCAGCCUUACCCUUUUGCUGCACUGCAAAUGCAAUGGGAAAUCAAGUGGUUUAAGUACGUGAAGUAUUCUGUGCCGCAAGAUUUCUUUAUGAAUCUCAACAAUGAAGACAUGACACCCAAGGAGGUCUUCAGGACGUCACACAAAGAUUUGGUAAAAGAAGGCGCCAAAUGGCUAACAGCCACCUCCAAUUCAUGCUCGUUAGUUGCAACACUGGUCACAACCGUGGCCUUCGCCACAACAGCCACCGUGCCAGGCGGCCUGAAAGAAGGCAGCAGCAGCCCAAACCUUGGGCGGCAUCCAGCCUUUAUUGUCUUUGCAACUUCAUCACUAAUUGCUCUCUCAUUUUCGGCCACCUCCGUCAUCGCAUUUCUGUCCAUACUUACCUCUAGAUACCACCAAAAGGAUUUUCAAAGUGACUUGCCAAGAAAACUCUUGUUGGCUUUGACGUCUCUUUUUAUGUCCUUAGCAGCCAUGCUGUUUUGCUUCUGUGCAGCCCACUUCUUUCUGGUUAAGGAUAAAUUUGAACAUACUUCAUAUCUGGUGAUAUAUGCAAUAGCAUGUCUGCCGAUAGCAUAUUUUGCUAUGAUGCAGUUUCCCUUCUACUUCGCUCUUGUACUCCAAACCUUUAAGAGGGUGCCUCAACGUACGCCUUUUACAUAAGGGCUGGCCACGUUUUCUUUUUGUUUGCUUCCGUCCUUCUGAUUGGUUUGUGUUUUUUAUUAUUUUCUUGUGUAUUUAAGCAAAUAAAAUUGAAAAUAAUCAUUCCUCCUUGCA